Messenger RNA from Cicer arietinum (chickpea), 2130 nucleotides. RefSeq names its product patellin-3. Lineage: Eukaryota; Viridiplantae; Streptophyta; Magnoliopsida; Fabales; Fabaceae. The record is from RefSeq and is a predicted model, not a curated record. Gene Ontology annotation, molecular function: lipid binding.
AUGACUUUGCGAAACAUUGACACUGACAUACAGCAUUGGAUUCGGCCGCUGAAUGUUGUCUUUUGAAUCCAUCGAGUAGAACUUCACUUCAUAGUUGUUACUUCUUUGGAGGAGUUGUUACUUCUCUUACUUACUACUUCAACCUCUCCAAAACCAUUCUUCACAUUCUGCCUCUCUUUGUAUCUUAGUUCACAAGUACUCGCGGACUUCAACUUCAACCUUAUCAUCACUCUCUUUUUACAAAUGGCUGAAAAUAACGACUCAAACCCUACCCCUCCUCCUCCUCCACAUGUCACACUACCGCAUGAAGCUGAUUCAUCCACCGUUACUCCCGAACCUGAACUGAAACCGGAACUCCCGGUCACCGAGAAAAUUGAACUACACGAUGUACCGUUACAACAACCUGAACCAGAAAACGACCCAAAAGGUAACUCAUCACAAGAUGUUGCUGUGGUUGAACAACCCAAAGAAGAAGAACAGGAAAACCACAACCAACUCCAACAGAAUAAGAUUCCACAGAAUUCAGUUUCAUUCAAAGAAGAAAGCAACAGAGUUAGCGAUCUAUCUGAUUCCGAAAGAGAUUCACUCGAAGAAUUAAAAAAACUCCUAACACAAACCCUAACCGAACAAGAAGUUUCAAUUUGGGGUGUUCCUCUUCUCCAAGACGAAAGAACUGAUGUGAUUCUCCUCAAAUUCCUAAGAGCCAGAGAGUUCAAAGUGAAGGAAUCACUCACAAUGAUCAACAACACACUUCAAUGGAGGAAAGAUUUCAACAUAGAAUCACUUUUGGAUGAAGAUCUAGGUGAUGAUUUAGACAAAGUUGUUUUCAUGCAUGGUUAUUCAAGAGAAGGUCAUCCUGUUUGUUAUAAUGUUUAUGGUGAGUUUCAGAAUAAGGAACUUUAUGAUAAGACUUUUUCUAAUGAGGAAAGAAGGAACAGGUUUUUGCGUUGGAGGAUUCAGUUCUUGGAGAAGAGUAUUAGGAAGCUUGAUUUUAAUCCUGGUUGUGUUAACACUGUUUUUCAAGUUAAUGAUCUUAAAAACUCUCCUGGUCCUGCUAAGAGAGAACUGAGAAUUGCUACUAAACAAGCUUUGCAGUUGCUUCAGGAUAAUUAUCCUGAGUUUGUUGCUAAACAGGUUUUUAUCAAUGUGCCGUGGUGGUAUCUUGCAUUCUAUACCAUGAUCAAUCCGUUCUUGACUCAGAGAACAAAGAGUAAAUUUGUGUUUGCAGGCCCAUCCAAGUCUCCCGAUACACUUUUCAAGUAUAUUUCUCCAGAGCAAGUGCCAGUUCAGUAUGGUGGCCUGAGUGUGGAUUUCUGUGAUUGCAACCCAGACUUCAGCAUGUCUGAUCCCAUCACAGAAAUUCCGGUAAAGCCGACCACAAAGCAAACAGUGGAAAUUGCUAUUUACGAGAAAUGCAUUAUUGUCUGGGAGUUGCGCGUAGUGGGCUGGGAGGUUAGUUACAGUGCUGAAUUCAAACCUGAUGCUAAAGAUGGAUAUGCGGUUAUUAUUCAGAAGGCUACAAAGAUGUCUCCGAGUGAUGAACCAGUGGUUUCCAGUAGCUUCAAAGUUAGUGAACUGGGAAAAUUGUUCCUCACUGUUGACAAUCCUACCUUGAAAAAGAAGAGGCUUCUUUACAGGUUCAAGAUCAAACCCUACUCUGAUUGAAUACAAAAUCUUCUGUAGUCUCUCGAGUGAUUUUCGAUACAUGAAGGAAAUUGAGCUUCACGAUUAAGAAGUAUGCGUGUCAUAAUUCGUUCAACCCAUAAUGCGUCUAUAGUUUUGGUCGUGACUCGUGAGUUGUUUGCAGAUUCAUCUCUCUGUUGUUGUUGUAUUUAAUACUUAUUUCUAGAAAAACGUUUCAUAGCUAGUCUAAAUUUGUUCUUUUAUUUUCUGGUGAUGAACAAUAUGAAGGAAGAGUGUAGCACAUGGAAUUGGAAAUGAUGUUGGUUUGGGAUUAUAUGUAUUUGUCACUUAAAAAAAACCUGAAUUAAGAGAUGUUUCAUUUCACUGUAAAAUUUUGUUGUUGUACUUAUCCAGUAACAAACUCUUCAUAUGUUGUGUUACAUAACCGGUCCCAAUUUUUGGGUAAAGAAGAUGGUUUCCUCAGGGCGGUCUACGGAUAAUUCCAAA